GUCGUUAGGGUUUUAUUAUCGCCUUUCGUUGUUGUAGAAGACAUCACAGAGAGUCGCGGAGCUUAGUAGGGAACAAGGAUCGAAAAUGCCGUCGCACAAGACUUUGAAGAUCAAGAAGAAGCUGGCGAAGAAGAUGAGGCAGAACAGGCCCAUCCCUCACUGGAUCCGUAUGAGGACCGAUAACACCAUCAGGUAUAACGCGAAACGCAGGCACUGGCGCCGUACUAAGCUAGGGUUUUGAGGUCGAAGCGGAUUUCUUCUCUCUCUAUUCUUGGU
This is a messenger RNA of Telopea speciosissima, 276 nucleotides long. RefSeq names its product 60S ribosomal protein L39. NCBI's taxonomy places the organism in Eukaryota, Viridiplantae, Streptophyta, Magnoliopsida, Proteales, Proteaceae. The transcript is spliced from 3 exons. Gene Ontology annotation, biological process: translation. Gene Ontology annotation, molecular function: structural constituent of ribosome. The coding region runs from base 86 to 241 and encodes 51 amino acids. Gene Ontology annotation, cellular component: ribosome; cytosolic large ribosomal subunit. The record is from RefSeq and is a predicted model, not a curated record.